AUGGAUCUCCUGCAGACACACGCCGAUCCGGAUUGGGACAAGGCGACCGGGGUAGACGACCCCCAGGUCGAGCGCCCGCGGAAGAAACGGCGCAAGUACAUCGCGCGAGCCUGCAAUGAAUGCAAGCGCCGGAAGAUCAAAUGCAACGGGGAAGGCCCCUGCCAGCGCUGUGGUCGGCAGCGCCUCGAAUGCGUGUACGUUGAGAAUGCCCGGCCGGACAGCACCGGUGAGCAUGAAAACUUCGAGCGGCUGUUUGAGCAAAUGAAGUCAAUGCAAGAUCAAAUCUCGACCUUGUCCGCCGCGGUGCGCUCUAUCGCGUACAGCGAAAACUCGCCUGUGGGUGGGGCGCGCUCGAGCAUCGUUGGGCCAGCAACGGGCUCCUAUGGGCUUUUGCCGACGCAACGACCAUUUGGGAGGGUUUCGGUGGCUCGUGAAGCCCCUUUUCAAGGCCCGACAACUUCUGCUUUCAGUUUUGAUCUUGCCAAGUCCAGCCUGCAGAGCCGGGGCAUCGUCGAGCAUAAUGAAGAGGCCAACGAGGAAGGCGAUUUCACGCAAGAGCCAUCACCUCUUGCCUCUCCGGUCGCCCCGAACCAUGACAUGGAACUACACCAGGCGAUCUACCCGUUAUGGGCUCUACCAAAAGCCGAAGCAUUACGACUGUGCAAAGUCUACGAGGAAGAAAUGGGAAUUAUGUACCCAGUGUUGAAGCUUUCAGAGCUCCUCGACCAAGUGCAUACACUCUACGGCCUAAUGGACCGAACAUUGCACACGGAUACGGGAGCUGAUGGACGAAACGCGCUUGACCGCGAAGAUGUGUAUAUCCUUCGUUUGGUUUUUGCGUGCGCCUUGACCGCAGAAGCCAGCGGUCGCAGUGAGCAGGCGAUCUCGCUCUUCGACAGCGUGCGAGAAGUGCAAGACAAUUGCGUCUGGGGACCACCUGAUAUUAAGAGCAUCAUAUUCCUCACGCUUGUGAUGGACGAGGAGACGCUUGCAUGGCGUACCAUCGGGAUCGUGGAACGCAUGUGCCUGGAAAAGGGUCUGCACCGACGAGAGACUUUGAAUCAACCAGCUAUUCUGGCUGCCGGAAAAGACCGUAUACUGCGUCUGUUCUGGUCCAUUUACAUCCUUGAUAUGCGCUGGAGUUUUGGGACCGGGAUGCCGUUUGCCUUGGAGGACACAGACAUCGACCCCUGGCUUCCCGAACCAGAGGAGAAGACACCAUACCUACGAGUGAUGAUCCGCUACAGCCGCAUUGCGGCCAAGGUCUGGAAAUUCAUCUCGGCAUUUAACAACACCAAUGAAAUCAAAAAGGACGAGAUGAAUUAUCUGGACUGGCAAGUCCUCCGCUGGGAAAAUACUAUUCCCGUCUCAUUGCGUUUAGUUCACCCCAGUACGCCCGAGUCCAAUGCCGCCAUUGAUGGCCCUCGAAGCCUGCGACGGUUGCGGGCUUUGCUUUAUCUGCGCGCGAAUCAGCUGCGCAUGCUCAUCCAUCGACCGGUUCUACACACGGCGGGUCAUAUUGCGCGAUAUCCCGGCGAGGCGGAGACGGUUGUAAACAUUGCCAAGGACACCAUCCAAUUUAUUACUCGACUGAAUGAGACUUCCGAUAUUUAUCAACUCCAACAGGUCGCCUUCAACUGGUUCUUGGUUUCUGCACUGGCUGUGCUAUUCCUCGCCGUUGCGCAAGCCCCCGCCCAGUUUAGCAGCUCUUGCAAAGAAGAGUUCUACUGGGCGUUGGAGCUAGUUAAGGGUUUCUCGUCCAAGUCUUAUAUCUCACGACGUCUCUGGAGAUCGAUUCGAAGUCUGCGUAAGCUUGGCCCUGAGCUGGGGCUGGGCGUGCAGAAGGGACGGCAAUGCAGUCGUGCCGGUGCCGAGGAAGACGAGAAUGGAGAAUCGCUGAGCCUCCCCCUAGCUGCAGAUUCGAGUACUCUUAACCAAACACCUUUAGAUGGCGCACAGAUGACACAGGAGCUGAUGGAAUGGUUCGAAGCCGUCGGUAAUCUGGAAGAUCAGAUUAUGGGCGUUGGGACUGGUCCAGUUCCGGAGGAUGGCCCGUGGCAGCAAAUGCCGAAUGGCGGGUUCAUGUUUGACUACGGAGCAGAGUUAUCGAGUGUCAUGAAGGAUUGCUUCUAG
This is a messenger RNA of Penicillium argentinense, 2133 nucleotides long. Its product is annotated as putative C6 transcription factor. The record is from RefSeq and is a predicted model, not a curated record. Gene Ontology annotation, biological process: DNA-templated transcription; positive regulation of transcription from RNA polymerase II promoter by galactose. Gene Ontology annotation, cellular component: nucleus. The transcript has 5 exons. Gene Ontology annotation, molecular function: DNA-binding transcription factor activity, RNA polymerase II-specific; zinc ion binding; RNA polymerase II cis-regulatory region sequence-specific DNA binding. NCBI's taxonomy places the organism in Eukaryota, Fungi, Ascomycota, Eurotiomycetes, Eurotiales, Aspergillaceae. The coding region runs from base 1 to 2133 and encodes 710 amino acids.